This is a messenger RNA of Otolemur garnettii (small-eared galago), 1973 nucleotides long. It is a transcript of the gene SLC7A11, whose product is annotated as solute carrier family 7 member 11. Gene Ontology annotation, biological process: amino acid transmembrane transport. NCBI's taxonomy places the organism in Eukaryota, Metazoa, Chordata, Mammalia, Primates, Galagidae. The coding region runs from base 353 to 1864 and encodes 503 amino acids. The record is from RefSeq and is a predicted model, not a curated record. Gene Ontology annotation, molecular function: L-amino acid transmembrane transporter activity. The transcript is spliced from 12 exons. Gene Ontology annotation, cellular component: membrane.
UAGCUGUAGUAAGUUGGCGUGACAGGCAGGAGCUUAAAUAGGAGCCCAUGAGGAAGCUGAGCUGGUUUGUAAUGAUAGGGCGGCAGCAGCAGCAGCCUCGGCAGCGACGUUGGUAGCAGGAGGAGGUGGAGAAUUGAGCGCACCGUGAACACACAGGUGUUUCUAAGUAGUAAUUAGAAAGCUGGGAAGGAUAAAACACACCUUGAGUGUUUACCUGUGAACAUACACUAGUGCCGAGAGACAGCCUGAAAGCAGAGAGGAAGACAUCGAGUAGUCACACCAAGAGACACUAGAGUUGAAAGUUUGGGAUUUUUUUUCCCCUCUGUUUGAUUUUUCCCCGUGUGUCACUACUAUGGUCAGAAAGCCUGUUGUGUCCACCAUCUCCAAGGGAGGUUACCUGCAGGGCAAUGUUAACGGGAGGCUGCCUUCUGGGGGUGGCAGGGAGCCACCCGGGCAGGAGAAAGUGGUGCUGAAGAAGAAAAUCACUCUGCUGAGGGGAAUCUCCAUCAUCACCGGCACCAUCAUUGGAGCCGGGAUCUUCAUCUCUCCCAGGGGCGUGCUCCAGAACACCGGCAGCGUGGGCAUGUCUCUCAUCAUCUGGACCCUGUGUGGGGUCCUGUCGCUGUUCGGAGCCUUGUCCUAUGCUGAACUGGGAACAAGUAUAAAGAAAUCUGGUGGUCAUUACACAUAUAUUCUGGAAGUCUUUGGUCCAUUACCAGCUUUUGUCCGAGUCUGGGUAGAACUGCUCAUAAUACGCCCUGCAGCUACUGCUGUGAUAUCCCUGGCAUUUGGACGCUACAUUCUGGAACCAUUUUUUAUUCACUGUGAAAUUCCUGAACUUGCAAUCAAGCUCAUUACAGCUGUGGGCAUAACUACCGUGAUGGUCCUAAAUAGCAUGAGUGUCAGCUGGAGUGCUCGGAUCCAGAUUUUCCUAACCUUUUGCAAGCUCACAGCAAUUCUGAUAAUUAUAGUCCCUGGAGUUAUGCAACUAAUUAAAGGUCAAACACAGCACUUUAAAGAUGCUUUUUCCGGAAGAGAUGCUAGUAUUAUGGGGUUGCCCCUAGCAUUUUAUUAUGGAAUGUAUGCAUAUGCUGGCUGGUUUUACCUCAAUUUUGUUACUGAAGAAGUAGAAAACCCUGAAAAAACCAUUCCUCUUGCAAUAUGUAUAUCCAUGGCCAUCGUCACCAUUGGCUAUGUGCUGACGAAUGUGGCCUACUUUACCACCAUUAGCGCAGAGGAGCUGUUGCUUUCAAAUGCAGUGGCAGUGACCUUUUCUGAGCGGCUACUGGGAAAUUUCUCAUUAGCAGUUCCGAUCUUUGUUGCCCUCUCCUGCUUUGGCUCCAUGAAUGGUGGUGUGUUUGCUGUCUCCAGGUUAUUCUAUGUUGCGUCUCGAGAGGGUCACCUUCCAGAAAUCCUCUCCAUGAUUCAUGUCCGCAAGCACACUCCUCUUCCAGCUGUUAUUGUUUUGCAUCCUCUGACAUUGAUAAUGCUCUUCUCUGGAGACCUCGACAGUCUUUUGAAUUUCCUCAGUUUUGCCAGGUGGCUUUUUAUUGGGCUGGUAGUUGCUGGGCUGAUUUAUCUUCGAUACAAACGCCCAGAUAUGCAUCGUCCUUUCAAGGUGCCACUGUUCAUCCCAGCUUUGUUUUCCUUCACAUGCCUCUUCAUGGUUGCCCUUUCCCUGUACUCGAACCCAUUCAGCACAGGGAUUGGCUUCGUCAUCACUCUGACCGGGGUGCCCGCAUACUAUCUCUUUAUCAUAUGGGACAAGAAGCCCAAGUGGUUUAGAAGAAUAUCAGACAGAAUAACGAGAACAUUACAGAUAAUACUUGAAGUAGUACCAGAAGAAGACUGUCAUAAAUUAUGAACUAAUACAUUUGAAAUCUUGGCCAUCUUCCCAAGGGCAAAGACACAAUAACAACAUGGAUCUUGACUUCUUGUUUUGCGAAAAUCCAGAGAAUUGCAACUUUGGUGAU